UAUUUUCAUAGCAACAGUCCAUUACCGUAAUUGRUACGUCAAAUUAUAAACCUGUAUCGCGAGAAACUCAAAAUUCUACAUCGAAAGGGYCAUUCAUAUACUGGAUUCAAUACAGAGGGUCGUAUUUCGUUUCCUUCGUCAAAAUCCAAGACGUCUUACAAAUCUGAACGUUGAAGCUGUUGAUUUACGACUCGAUUGGACUCUAAAGGACUUAAGAUAUGGCAGAAAACGUCAAAGUCGCUGUUAGAGUUCGRCCAUUUAAUAAGCGAGAAAAGGCGCGAAAUGCCACCCUUAUCGUCCAGAUGAGUGGUGCAACUACCAAACUUAUUGACCCCGAAGCACCCAACGAUGAACCAAAAAGCUUUACAUUUGACUACAGCUACUGGUCUCAUGACGGCUUUGCAGAGGACGAAACUGGUUAUCUGGGAGCCGUAGCGCCCAAUUACGCAGAUCAGAGAAAAGUUUAUAACGACGUAGGACAAUCAGUUCUGAACAAUGCUUGGGAUGGCUACAACAGUACGCUGUUUGCAUAUGGACAGACUGGGUCUGGUAAAUCCUGGUCAAUUGUUGGAUAUGGUGCCAAUAAAGUCGCGCUCACACCAUCGUUGGAGUGACUUUCGURCAGAAGAACAAAAAUGCUGCAGGCGAGGAGACUGCGAAGACUUCGCUUAUCAAUCUAGUGGACCUUGCAGGAAGCGAGAGGGCCGAUUCCACAGGUGCAACUGGUGACCGCUUGAAAGAAGGAGCUGCUAUAAACCAGUCCCUCUCUGCUCUUGGCAACGUCAUUUCAGCUCUUGUCGACAAAGCAAAUGGACAGAAUGUUCGAGUUCCUUACCGAGGAGACUCGGCGCUGACAAGAUUGCUCAAGAACGCAUUGGCUGGAAACAGCAAAACAGCCAUGAUUGCAGCCAUCAGUCCAGCUGAUAUCAACUAUGAUGAAACCCUUUCAACGCUCAGAUAUGCCGAUCGUGCAAAACAAAUCAAGACCACAGCAACAGUAAACGAAGAUCCUACAGAGAAACUGAUCCGUGACCUCCAGGAACAAAACGCCAAACUUCUUGAAAAACUCAAAGCAGCUGAGUCUGGACAAGUGAUUCGRAUUGAUGACGAUGACGAUGAUAAUGACGAUGAUGGAAAAAUGUCUGAUGAAGAAAUGGCUGCACUAAGAAAGCAAAUCGAAGAAGACAUUAGAGCUUCAAUGGCAGACACAGAAAAAGCUGUUGCKGAUAUGAACAAGACCUGGGAGGAGAAACUUGCUGAAACGGACCAGGCGUCAACGGAUAAAGAGGCACAGAAGAAAGAACGAAUGGAAACUCCACAUUUCUGGAAUUUGAAUCCAGAUUCUCAGUUAACUGGCAUGAUAGUUCACCUAUUAAAGAAAGACAAAGUGAAAAUUGGUAACAAGAAGGCCGAUCCGCCGGCUGACAUCCAGCUUGCAGGUUUGAACGUCCAAAAGGAACACUGUGAAGUCACUAUCGCAGGCGACAAAAUCACAAUCACUCCUAUCGGUGACGCAAAACUAUUAAUCAACGGUGAACCAAUCACUGAAGAGGAAGAACUGGAACAUCACGACAGGGUCAUGUUUGGRUCWAGUCAUCUGUACGUUUUCCACCAUCCAAAACAAGCAGAUAAAUCAACCAUCAAAGCUGAAUCCAUAAAUUAUGAAAUGGCACAAGAAGAAAUCGCUCAGAAUUCAGGCUUCGACAUGGAGGAGGGCAGCAAUAAAGAUGCCAUGUUGCUACAGGAAGAUUUAGUAGACUUGGUUCCAAUGGUGGAGGAGGCYAACGCCAUUAGUAUGGAACUUGACAGGAAGGUGUCAUUUGAAGUGGUUGUCAUGACAGCCAAAGCACGUGGUCUCAGUGAGGGCAAAUCAGAGCCUUAUGUUUUGAUGCGUAACCUGGAGAAUGGCCUCGAAUGGCUUUGGCCGAAGAARAAGUUCAUCAACCGGAAGUACUUGAUGCAAGAGAUGUAUAGUAACUACGAGGAGGGAGAAGACUGGGCACUUCCGGAUGAACGGGAUCCAUUUACAGAAUCCCCGGAUGUCGAYUUCAUGAUUGGAUGUGUGGAAGUAUCCAUGGAGAGCCUUGGAUACGUGCUGGACAUGAGAGAGCAACUGAACAUAACUGAUUUCCGUGGAAAAGAAGUCGGUUAUUUAAAUGUUGAAGUUGUGCCUUUGGACAGCAAAGGAAAGGAGAUCACCGAGGACACAGAUCUAUUUAUAGACAACCCACGUGAUCUGAUUGGAGAGAAGUUAGACUUCGUAGUUCGUAUUACCAGCGCGAGGGGACUUCCGAAGAAAUACACGGACGUCUACUGCAGUUACAAGUUAUUCUUAGACGAGGAUCCUAAAACAGAGAAAGUAUCAGGGACAUCAAAUCCAGAUUUCAACUACGAAAGAAAGUUCCACUUUGAUCCAGUCAAUGAGCAGUUUGUAGAUUACUUGAUGAAGAAGUCGGUUGUGAUUCAAUUAUGGGGCAAACAAAUCCCAGACAAGAAGCCACUAAACAAGGCCGCCAAGGAGGGUAAAGACACAAAAGCCAUCAUGAAAGCUGAAAAUAUGAAYAAAGGAAUGGCUAAAGGUUCAAAGAAUGUACCCGCUUUGAUGAACAUAUCAGAUCACGUGACCAUGAAAAGACGCAAGGAACGCCUGGAGCUUAAAAUCAAUCAAAUACGUAAAAUAUGUGAUAGACGUGAAGAGGAGGGACAUAUUGCGGUGAAGAUCGCAGAUAUUCGCGCCAUCAUUGGAGACUCMAAUGCUAACACACCAACCAGUAACGCAAGAAGUGGUGCAACCCAACCACAAGAACGACGAAAUGAAAGCUCUGCAUGUGCAAUCCUAUAAUACUAAAUCGAAUUAGACUAGCGCUUGAUAAAGUGCAUUCGACAUAUACGUGAAACAGAUUGUUUGAAAACACCAAAAAUUUUCCAAAUUUGUACAAAAUCGUUUGUCCGUUGUUUAAGUAGUGAAAUUCUCCGUACAUUGUCUUCCAAAGUGUUUCACGGAUAUUGCGGGAUUGUCCUUCAUAACACUUGCGUAUACUUGAUUCUAGGUGGCUACGCUAUAACUCAUGUCAGGGAUAGCACUUUCACUUAAGAGAGCCCGAGGAGCCCCGGAGGUAGCCGAGGAAGCUCUUUUGGUUUUUAGUCACCCUGAAUAAUUGAACUCUGAGUUAUCCCUACUGCUUAGAGGCACACUUUCUAUUGUGAAUGGCUUGGAGAGCCACCGAUAACUUACUGGAAAGAAAUAUAUGCGAUAUGAUAGCAGGGUCUUAUAGCGUAUCGUUUAGCUUCGAGAAAAUCGCAAAUUCCUCAUACAGAUAUGAUAGGAUUUUUUGAUAAUGUGUGGAAACUUGAUUUCGAGCAAAAAUAUAAUCUCAAUUGUUCCAAUUUGAAUGGUUGGUACCUCUGCAGGAAGGGUUGUUCCAAACUCGGCGUAACAUUUUAACAACUAUUUAUUACAUAAAUAUUUAUUUAUUCYUUGGUUCACUUCCCAUAAACCCCUUCUAGUGAUGCGACCGCKAUUUUGAAUUUUGGAACUGUUGCUUAUGUACAAAUUCUAUUUUUGUUGGUACUUAAAAUACGGUAUUAUCAAUUUCCAUUGAAUUUUCGCUUGAAUGGCAGAACAGAUGAAAAUUCUAGUUUAUUUUUCAUUCAUUUUUCUUCUACUAUAACCAGUAUACAAACCUUUAUGUUGUAUUCCGGUCUUUGUACGUACUUACAAUGGCCAACCUUUAUGACGUAUCUGUACACUGAUAGAAACAAAUAAGUAACUACUAACAUUGUCACAUGAUACAGGAAAUACACUUUCCAAUAAAAACCGCUAUUUCACACAAGAAACUAUUCAAUUUUAUUAGAGAGUUUUAGAUUCACGUUUACUGCAAACGCCAAACGUCAAAUUGGCUUUUAUGCUUUGUCUCAAAAUUUCAAACACUUAAACGUAAAAACGCUUCGAAAGGGAUAGUGAAACGCUUAUGUACGAAAAAGUGAUCCAUUUUAUACACAAUCGCGAAAGAACGGAGCGUUAAUUAAAAAAAAACAGUGAUCACGUGAUCAAUUUUGCUGUAAACGCGUAUCUAAAACUCCCUAUUGACCUAGCAUUGCCGGCAAAUAAGUGGGCCAAGUCAAACUGAUGAAAGACGACAGUAUUUAAGACCGUUUCGGUCUACGGCUACUGGUGUGUGGGCACUGCCGUUUUUCCACUGUGGUAGUGUCAUUAUCUGUAUAUCCGGUAAUCUACCUGUUUCCCUCCGGUUUAAGAGGUAUUUUACCCGUAUUUACGUGUUCGGGUAUAGGGUGAUCUUUUAGGGGUAAAAAUCUUUCGUUGCCACGCCCAUUUUUGCGAGACUUUAUAAUAUCCUUUGUGGUGUUGUUGUUGUUGUUUUUUUUUUAAUGUCGACCUUCGUCCUAUCAUAAAUGGUGGUUAAUUCCCUUCCAACCAUACCACUUUGGUUACCUUAGAUUUAAUGGUUCGCUAUAAGAGACCUUUUAAAAUAGACCCCUUAAUCGCGUACGGGCCCACUAAAAAUGAACAAAUGUGCAAAUAAUUGGAUAUAAUAAAACCAUCAACGUC
Molecule: messenger RNA, 4570 nt
Organism: Exaiptasia diaphana
Lineage: Eukaryota; Metazoa; Cnidaria; Anthozoa; Actiniaria; Aiptasiidae
Product: kinesin-like protein KIF28P
Biological process (GO): cytoskeleton-dependent intracellular transport; microtubule-based movement
Cellular component (GO): microtubule; kinesin complex
Molecular function (GO): microtubule motor activity; ATP binding; ATP hydrolysis activity
Source: RefSeq, a predicted model, not a curated record